UAAUUAUCUCUCUGCCCUUGUAGGCUGUAUAUAAUCACGUUGGCUGGUUCAAACCUCUUUCUCCAUUGUUGAAUUGUUUCAAAGCUCACUUUUAAUCCCAUUUCUCCGAUAAUUUUUCAAGGCGAGGUCCUCACUUUCUUCCCGAUCUCUUAGUUACGGUUUGCGAGGGAAGGAGGAAAGACUAAUGGCUAAUAGAGUAGAUAAUGAGUACGAUUAUUUAUUCAAGAUCGUGUUGAUAGGGGACUCAGGUGUCGGAAAAUCCAAUAUUCUGUCGAGGUUUACGAGGAACGAAUUCUGUUUGGAGUCCAAAUCAACAAUUGGAGUUGAGUUUGCUACUAGAACUCUUCAGGUUGAUGGAAAGACAGUGAAGGCACAAAUUUGGGACACAGCAGGGCAAGAAAGGUACAGAGCGAUAACCAGUGCAUACUACAGAGGUGCAGUUGGGGCUCUUCUGGUGUACGACAUAACCAAGAGCCAAACCUUCGAUAACAUUCAAAGAUGGUUGCGUGAGUUAAGAGACCACGCAGACUCCAACAUUGUGAUCAUGAUGGCCGGAAACAAGUCUGAUCUGAAUCAUCUCAGAGCAGUGGCUGAACAAGAUGGCCAAUCUCUCGCUGAAAAAGAAGGGCUUUCAUUUCUUGAAACAUCAGCACUUGAAGCACAUAAUGUUGAGAAAGCAUUUCAAACUGUUCUGACAGAUAUAUAUCAUAUCGUUAGCAAGAAAGCAUUAGCAGCUCAAGAAGCAUCAGGUCCUACUGCUUUACCUGGUCAAGGAACCACCAUUAAUGUCGCUGAUUCAUCUGGGAAUAAUACUAAGAGAGGUUGCUGUUCAACUUGAGUUGAAACAUAUUUGAUGAGGUAAAGCUAAAGAUUUCUUUUUUUGUUUUCUUUUUGUAAUCACUUUGACCUUGUAGAAUACUAUCUUACUUGAGAACAAUUCUUGUGAAAAUUCGAUAUAUGGUUUAGUAUUUUGGAUUC
Messenger RNA from Lactuca sativa (garden lettuce), 978 nucleotides. RefSeq names its product ras-related protein Rab2BV. Lineage: Eukaryota; Viridiplantae; Streptophyta; Magnoliopsida; Asterales; Asteraceae. Gene Ontology annotation, molecular function: GTP binding; GTPase activity. The record is from RefSeq and is a predicted model, not a curated record.